Penicillium riverlandense is the source of this 774-nucleotide messenger RNA. RefSeq lists its product as uncharacterized. The coding region runs from base 1 to 774 and encodes 257 amino acids. Gene Ontology annotation, molecular function: oxidoreductase activity. Lineage: Eukaryota; Fungi; Ascomycota; Eurotiomycetes; Eurotiales; Aspergillaceae. The transcript has a single exon. The record is from RefSeq and is a predicted model, not a curated record.
AUGGGUGCUACCAACAAACUCGCGAACAAAAACAUCCUGCUAAUCGGCGGAACCUCCGGCAUCGGUUUCGCGGUCGCCCAGCAAGCCUUCGAGAGUGGGGCAAAUGUGACCAUCAGCUCAUCCUCCGAAGAAAGGGUCUCCAAUGCUCUCGACCGCCUUCGUGCCAGCAACCCGGCGCGUGCAUCAGCAGCACGUAGCUAUGUCGCUGAUCUUUCUAUCCGAGAGAAGCUUGAGAAAACAAUCGAGGAUCUCCUAAAAUACACCGCAGAGCCAUCACCCAUCGACCAUAUUGUUUUCACUGCUGGCAACGUGCCCCCGCUCGUUCCUCUGGCGGAAGCGUCCUUCGAUAUUUUCGAGGCAUUUCUCACCGUCCGGUUCUUUGGUGCAAUGAUGGUUGGCAAAUUUGCGUCAAAGUACAUGGCUCCUAGCAAGUGUUCGUCAAUUACCUUGACGACAGGGACGCAGAGCAAAAAGCCGUCAUUUUGGCUGCCCCCUGCUGUGGCUGGUGCAGUAGAAGGGUUGAUGAAAGGGUUGGCGAUUACGCUGACACCCAUACGGGUGAAUGCUGUUUCACCGGGCUUUAUUCUGACAGAGCUGACAGAAAGAAUGCCAAAGGGCAUUCUGGAAAGGAAUGUUGAGAAGCACAAGCUGCAGUCGCUGACGAAAGACGUUGGCCAUCCCGAGGAUACGGCUGAGGCGUACCUGUACCUGAUGAAGGAUUACUUUGCGACGGGCUCUACUGUGGCUACAAAUGGAGGGGUUUGGUUAGUCUGA